Messenger RNA from Pogonomyrmex barbatus (red harvester ant), 4229 nucleotides. RefSeq lists its product as uncharacterized. The record is from RefSeq and is a predicted model, not a curated record. NCBI's taxonomy places the organism in Eukaryota, Metazoa, Arthropoda, Insecta, Hymenoptera, Formicidae.
AAAGGUUAUCCCGCAGCCAGGACAGCAGUCGCUUCAGCGUCCCUGCGGAAUCAAAUUGAUUUGUGGUUAAGAGGAAGGACGGACUCGCGAACUUAAAACACGUAAGGAGCUCUGAGGAGUUGCUUACAUUCCUCGCCGGUUUCUUCACGAUGUCGGAGAACAGCGAACACUCGCCUGACGACACCGAGACGGAGACAAAGACGAUGGAAGACAUGCCUAACGACUCGUCCAAGAGUGAGGCAAGAUUGAUGAAUCAGACAGACGCGGCUCUACUCGACGACGAAGAGAUGCCGACGUAUAUCAGUGUGUCCAGCUCUAUGAGACCAGAUGAUUCAGACGUUGUUAAUGCGAAACCAUUGAAAAAUGAGACACAGGAGAUGGAAGAGAAUCGUAGUCCAAGUCCUCAUCCUAGUGAAGAUCGGGCACCAAGCAGUGUGUAUGUUUUGUCAUCUGGAGAAGACACCGAUCAACAUCCUUUCAAUGAUGAGGAUGAUGAGGAUGAAUAUGGAGACAGUGAUGAUAUGGAAAAUUUAGAGCUUGACAACGAAUUUGAUUCAGAUCGUGCAAAUAACAUGAAGCAUUUGAUGGAUGACGAAGAUGAUGAUGAUGAAGAUGAUGAAGAUGAGGAAGAUGACGAAGACAGUCCUAGAUAUAUUUACAACGACGAUGAUGGUAUUGAUGAUUAUUAUAAGACAGAUUGUUACGAUAGAAGGUCUGAUAAUUUUAUUUUAAAUAGAAGAUUAAAAAAUCAUGACAAAGAGAAGAGUCUUUCUCUUCAAGAUUUGAAUAUGUAUGAAAAUAAUAUGAAUGCUGAAUAUCUCAAAAGGAGAAACUUGCAUAGCUUAAAGUCGAAUUAUCUAAACGUUCCAGAACAAGCUGUUAUGUAUUCCAUGAUGCAGAGAAAGCAGCCGAUGCCAGGAAAAUAUAUACAAAGCAAAGUCAAACGCUAUAUCAAGGAUAUAAAAGAACAAAAUAGACGAUCCAUGGAAAAACAUGCUAAACAGCAUCAGGAAAAUGUAGUCCAUGAUAAAAAUAGUGAUGUGGAAAAAACAAAGCCUACAGCAAUCAGCAAGACAAUAAAAGAAUAUACUGAAAGAGCAAUUAAGGAAUUGGAAGUGGUAGAAGCAUGCGACAGUAGUAUGGAUAAAGCAGCCUAUAAUGCUACUAAGCCAAUUGUAAUAAAUGGCCAAGAUAAUAAAAACUGUUUAGAAUCGAUACGUGAAGAAUCUGUACAGAAUGAAGCCCAAAUAAAUAUACAUUUUGAGUCAACACAGAAUGAAAAAGAGUGUGUAAGCGCUGAUAAUAAAAUACAAAAACAAAAUGGGACAAUUGAAAUUAAACAAUUAAAAUUCAAUUAUCCUGAUAGAGAAACCCCACAUUUUGAAGAUGCUAUGCAACCGUCCCUCAUUCAAAAUGGUCAUCAGGAAGUGCCAACGUUGCUGUACAAUUUACGUACUUUGAGUUAUGAGGAAUAUAUGCAUGGCGCUUCUGAAUCUAGUCAAAAAACUGAUCUAAAUAAAAAUGCACAGAUUGUUGAGCAAGAACAUACUCAACCUGAAACAUACAAUAAUUCGGAACUAAUGGAUAUAUCCAUGGAUAAUGAAGAUACUUGUCCUCUAAGAAUUGAAAAUAUAAAAAGCAUCAAGACGAUGUCAGAUGAAGUGAAAAAUAACAAUGAACAACAAAUAACUUUUGAGAAAGCAAAUGAAGAAUUUAACAAGACUUUGGAUGCUUCAGAAGUUAUUGCAUUAAAGAAGAAAUUAACGCAAAAGACUCUAAAAUACAAUAGUCUCUUUGAUACAUAUCAAAAACAACUUAUGGAAAAUUUAAAAAUGAAAGAGGAGUUAGACGAGUUGAGAAAAUUGGUAGCAAAAUAUGAAAAAGAAAACAAACCCCCGGAACAAAAGGUCGCGGCAAUUCAGACGGAUGUUAUCGUUGAUUCUAAAUCUAAAGAACACCAAACUCAAGUCGCGCCUACAAAUGAGGAGAAACCUAACAAUAAAUUGUCGGGUAGUAGUGUGGCUUCAACUCUAAGUUCUAUAGAUCAGUGGAGUUCUAGUGCGUGUAAUCUAUCAAUAUCCAUGAAACCACCAGAAGUUGCGAAAGCAUUGCAUUCUGAUGAUAGUGUGAUGCUAUCUGAUGGUACACCGGGGAAAACACGUUCACUGUCGCGUGCAUUCAUUACUUCAUCUCGAAUCUUGCAAACUCUUUCAAAUAUUACACAAGGGAAAACAAAGCCGGAAAGUCCAGUAACACAAAAUUCGAAGAAAAGAUUAAAUGAAAAUAUAGCGAUGGAUGUGCAAAAUGACAGCUAUCAAUGUCAGCCUUCUAGUUCCAAGAAAAGAAAGAUUUCAGAUGUGCUUGGACCGUCUAAUUUUGUACAAUCCCUUAAAUCUUCCCAAACUACUGCAGAAUCACAUUUAAAUGAAACUUCUAAUGCAGAGUCACAAUUUAAGAGAGAUUUAAGUUCUUAUAAUGAUUCGGUAAAUAAAAAUAUAGAUAUUCAGGAAAACUCAGCUAACACUAGUCAAUUAGGAACUGCUACAUCUAUAGAAAGCAAGACAGAAACCGCUGACGAUAAUGUAAAAUGUUUUAUAUAUCGUGAAGACGAAAACAGUAAAGAUCGUAGUUUUCUAAUUCUAGCGGAGGAGCCUGAAAAGGAUAAAGCUAUUAAUGAAAAAGGACGCAUUCGGGAAUGUGGUCCAUAUUUACUUGGUAAUGUAGAAGUAAGAAUGUCUGAGAUAAAUGGAACAAUCAACAUUUGGGGUAAAGAGAUCAGUCAAGAAUCCACUGCUGAGACUGAGAAUGAAACAGAGACUUCUAAAAUGAAAGAUAAAAGUUAUAAUUAUUGGCAAAAGACACCGCAUACCAGAUUCAAUGGCAGUAAUUUAAUAUGUUCAACAAGUAAAAAAUCAAAAAGUCCUCCUAAAUUUGAACUGUCUUCAGUUGCAUCUAAUCUUUCAUGUCUGCAGUCAUCUUCAUUUAAUGUAGGAAAAGCAUCUUGUUCUACAGAUAAAGCACAUGCGGAUAAACUCUGUAGUCCAAAUGCGUGUGUUUCCUCUUGUGAAAACUGUGAUCUCUCAAAACACCGUAAAGAAUGGUUAAAAUACAAACGAAUACAUCCCCAAGAAAAAUUACAUUCCUGCUGUAUUCAUAAUAUAGACGUGUCAGAGCAGAAGUGCAAUUGUUCCUUAGGCAAGGAAAAACAAAGGUUUGAAGAUAGUUUUAACUGCAGUAAAGAAAAAUUAAAUUCCUCGCAGGAACAUCGACGAGCUCCAAGUUUUUCACAAAAUUUAGAGCCUAGCAUGCAUUUAAACUUUGUCUCAGAAGAGAAUGAGUCUAUUUGCAGAAAUUGCUCGACAUGUCAUCAUAUGCAUAACUCAGAUAAUCAUCAAGAAAGUCACAAAUGCUGUAAUAUGUCAAAAGAAACUUGCGAGCCAAUGAAUAUAAAUCGAGAAUGUAACAGAUCGUGUAAUCAUUCCUCUCCUAAUGUACAUGAAGAAGAGCCAUUAAUAAUGCCAAGACGUAAUGAUGAUACAUUAGAAACAAGACGUCGAAGAUCAACUGGAAAAAGAGUACGAGGAAUUUUAAUGGAUUUUUUACGAGGAUGUGGAGAUUGCUAUAAUUCUAAUGUAUCUAAUAAUAGCACAAGCUGUAUACACAAGAAAGAACCAUAUUCAAAUUGUUCUCAAACCAAAAUUUCGCCGUGUGCAUCACCAGAACCAUCAUGUUCAAAUCCGGGACAACCUGCUGGAAGAUGCUGUCAUGCUUACGCACAACGGAUUGAAUCUCAAUUGGAAGAAUUUCGAAUGGAAAUGGAAAGGGUGCGUUCGCGUUCAGAUGCUAUUCUUGAUAUGCUCAAUAUGCUUCAUUCAGUGGAUACAGAUUAAAGAAAUCCAUUUUAAUGUUAAUUAUUCCUUUUCCAUGUACAUAUAUCAUAUUUUUAUUCUUGUUUUUUUUUUUCUUAGCCACUAUGACACUAUCAUAUAUCGCGUUCUAUUUCAUUGCUUAUAAAAAAGGAAUAUAAUCGAUUUGUUAAAUAAAAUAUAUAUAUAUAUAAAUAAUGAAAAAAUAUAUGUUUACAUCAAAUAUAUGCAUAUCUAACAGCGAUAUAUGCCAAUUUUUGUUUAAGUUUCUGAUAAGAUAGUGCUGUGCUCUAUACAUUCAUAUUUUCCAUAUGAAAAAAGAUUUGUGUGAAAUAAAUACGUGAUAAGUACUACAUUAAGCCA